This is a messenger RNA of Letharia columbiana, 1239 nucleotides long. RefSeq lists its product as uncharacterized. Gene Ontology annotation, cellular component: nucleus. The transcript has a single exon. Gene Ontology annotation, biological process: positive regulation of transcription from RNA polymerase II promoter by glucose. Lineage: Eukaryota; Fungi; Ascomycota; Lecanoromycetes; Lecanorales; Parmeliaceae. The record is from RefSeq and is a predicted model, not a curated record. Gene Ontology annotation, molecular function: sequence-specific DNA binding. Bases 1 to 1239 code for a protein of 412 amino acids.
AUGGCUCCUACCAGUACCAACACCAACUCUAGCAUCGCUUUGGCCUUGGCUGGAAUGACGGAGUCCGUCGACAUCCUCAAGCCGCGCGACAACUUCUGGGCCGGCAAAGACAGCUUCGCUACCGUGGCCGCAAGAUCUCUGCCGGUCAAGAAGAACACCGCCGGUCUUCCCACUCCUCCCAACUCCAUCUCUCCUUCCCUUCCUCCCCAGGCCUACAAGGGCCGCGCUUCUACUGGGCCUCUCACUCCUCCCGCUCCCACCCAUGUGGACUCCGAUAUCGAUCUUGAAGAUGCUGUCGAGCACGCCAAGGCUCAAGACACCCCCCGGCGUGGUCUCACAGCUCGCGGUCUCAGUAAACUGGAUGACUUGGAUGCGGUUGGAGCCAUCACUCCUGGCCUGCUUGCCAAGCACCACCUUCCCGCCAUCCUCCUCGAAAACGGUCCCCUCGCCAUCCGUCACGUCAUGGGCUACUUGACCACCUCCGUCCCAGGCUUCUCUGGUAUUCCUCCUGCGAAAGCAAGAAGACUGGUAGUGGGAGCUCUAGAAGGCCGCGGCAGCGACGGCCAGCAGGGUGGUAUCGAUGGGAACGUGAUGUUUGAAAAAGUCGGCUGGGGCAGAUGGGAUGCUCGGAGACGAGGACAACCCUCCCGAGAAGCCCGAGAAGCCCGCCAACACCAAGCGCCAUACCCCCAAGGCAGUCUCCGCAUACCAAUCACCAGCACGCGGCAAGACCGAACGCGAGAACAGACUUUUGCUGCCUCAUAUGAUGCCGAGAAGGAGUAUGACACCCCAAUGGAAGACGUCAGCGUGCUUGAACACGAAGCGGACAAGAUGUCCCUUGAUGGCUUGGAUGACUCCUGUUCUUCUUCUUCUCCUCCGAACACGAGGCAAAUCCCAGACCACGACCUUGGCGACGUCACCGACGAAGAAGACUGGGCCUCGAUCGGCGCCGCUGCAUUACGGCAAGGCUCAUACCCAUUAAGCGGCGGCCUGAUCCCUACGAAUCACCAACGAUACGCUCAACGCUUUAAUCCGAAGAGCAGAGGCAGAGGAGCAGCGGGUCGGCCACCGGUUACAAUGGCGAAGAGUAUGCCGACUACAAACAGAUUAAUGUAUAAUAAUAAACAGCAGCAGCAGCAAGCUGCUCAUGCCUUGAUGGGAUUCUCGCCUAUGCUGGAAAGCAGCGACGCCCAGGAUAGGGAGGCCGUGGAGGCGUUACUGAAGCUCAGCAGUGUGUGA